Molecule: messenger RNA, 2547 nt
Organism: Suillus fuscotomentosus
Lineage: Eukaryota; Fungi; Basidiomycota; Agaricomycetes; Boletales; Suillaceae
Product: CHAT domain-containing protein
Exons: 5
Coding region: 1-2547 (848 amino acids)
Molecular function (GO): protein binding
Source: RefSeq, a predicted model, not a curated record
AUGCAUGAAGCUGCCCAACUCUAUCGUGAACUACUGCCUCUCUGUCCAGAGGGUACCUACCUUAGCAUCGCAGCAGGGAAAAAUGGUGUUGAUUAUAUGAUUGGUGGAUGCAACGAAUUUCUAGAAGACGCAUCCAAUGAAGCCGUGUCUCGGUGCCCCGAGGGACAUGCUGACUGUGGUACCUGCCUGCACAACUUGGCCUUCUCACUCACGUCGCGCUUUCGACACCAAGGCAGACCUAAUGACCUCGAUGAAGCCAUCUCUUUGCAUGAAGAGGUGCUGCAUCUGUGCCCUGUUGGGCGCAAAUAUUGUGAUUGCUCAUUGAACAGCGUAGGGCUCACCCUCAUCAUCCGUUUCAACCAACGCGGCGACAUUGAUGGCAUCACCCGAGCUAUCAGCCUCCAUCACGAGGCACUGGCGUUGCACCCACCUGGGCAUUCACAUCGUGCCAUCACACUUAACACCCUUGCCGUCGCACUCAAAACCAAAUAUGACAAAUCACAUGUUAGCGAGGAUCUUAAUGAGACCAUUAAUUUGAAUCGGGAAUGCCUUCGGUCAAAGCAGCUUGACUAUCCACAACGUAGAAAUCUUUUCAAUUUGAGCUCGGCGCUCUGCGCUCAUUUCAUGGAAACUCAGAAGAAUGAAGAUAUCAAGGAGGCCAUUACUCUUUGCCAACAAUCAUUGGCGGCUCUGCCUCCAUUACACCUGGACAGGUAUUUCAGCUACCUGUGGCUGCAAGAAGCCUAUUUGGCUCGUUACCAAAUUCUACGUGGCCCUGCUGAUUUGUCGCUGGCUAUACAGAACUUCAGACUUGCAUCAGGGCACCCUACUCAAGGCUUUCCGGAACAUAUUAAGACCACAUACAAUUGGACCAUUGACGCGGAGCAGCUUGGUGAUGUGUCUGCAUUAGAGGCAUACAGCAUGUGUUUUGACCUUCUUGAUGGUCAUUUGGCAACGCGAUCAUCGACAAUUUCACAACGCGAAGCUGCCGCUGCCUUCUAUUACACGAGAUCCCUGUCCGUAGAUGCAGCCUCAUGUGCUAUAUGUCAUGUCAAUCUACAGUGGGCAGUUGAGCUCGUGGAGCAGGGCCAUGGCCAGCAGUGGUCGCUGGCAUAUCAACUCAGGACUCCAGUCGAAGACCUCGAGUCAACAAAUCCGAAACUGGCAUGCAAUUAUUUGGAGCUGAGCAAGCGUGUUUCCAAUGCAGCCCAGAGUUCUGCAACCAUCACCGACAGAGCUGCUGCUGAUCUGGAAGCAGUCGAGUAUAGGAGACUUACAAGGCAAUGGGAAGCAGCUGUAGCUAGGAUAUGUGGUCUUCUGGUGUUUUCGCGGUUUCUGCUUCCACCUGCAUAUGAAGAUUUGCAAGCGGCAGCGCGCCAAGGCCCAGUCAUUAUCCUCAUUGCGAGUCAAUACUCUUGCAGCACCAUCAUCAUCCUGACAUCAGGAGACCCCCGCCAUGGAAAUAUGAAGUCGAGGACCGAUCUAAUAGUGCUUUUGCGGAUAAUAUGGGACCAGAUCAUGCUACCCAUCGUUGACGUACUCGAGCACAUCCUCAAACUACAGCACCUCUCUCGAAUCUGGCUGUGUCCCACUGCAGCUUUCACGUCCAUCCCUCUCCAUGCAGCUCACCCGUUUCAAACAAAGGCAGAUCAUUCUGGAAAGGAGCCAUGCCUGGAGGAUCUCUACAUUUGCUCUUACACGCCGACACUUUCUGCUCUGAUCAGAUCUAGAUGGUUGAUGAAGAAGUGCAGAGUGCUGCCGUCCUUUGUGGCAAUCAGACAGGGUCAACUGGGUGCAGGGAAGGGCAAAGCGCUGUUGGCCGUCGACAGCAAGCUCGAGCUUGUGCAUAAGCUUGUCCCUGCGAUGGUCAACUGCACCACUAUAUCUGGCAAUGAAGCCACACGAGCAGGUGCACUCGAAGCCUUGCAGCAGAACACCUGUGUGCACCUCACUUGUCAUGGCAAGCAGGACCCUGAACAGCCUUACGAUUCGCAUUUCGUUAUGAGAGAUGAACAUUUAACGCUUCUCAAUAUCAUGGAGAAACAUAUUCCGCAGGCCGAGUUCGCGUUCUUAUCAGCUUGUCACACUGCUGUAGGCGAUGAGGAGACGCCUGACAAAGUGAUCCACCUCGCAGCUGGUCUCCAGUUUUCAGGGUUCAAGAGCAUCAUUGGCACGCUGUGGGAGGUUGACGACUCUGUCGCAAAACACAUUGUCGAAGCUUUUUAUGGGUAUAUGAUUGGAGAUUUGCAGAAAGGUGGUGUCAUGGACUGCACAAGGGCGGCGUGGGCACUGAACUGUGCUAUGCACGCAGUGAAGACGAAAGUUCCACUGGAGCAGAGGACGGUUUUUGUCCAUAUUGGUACUCAGAUAGUAGUGGGAGUUAGGCUAGUCAAGCCUACCUGCGCCUUCAAGCUUCACCCCUUCUGCCUCAUCGAACCUCGACUAACCACCACCGAUGUAAUCAAUGCACUGAUGAUCCAAAACGUACGCAUACUUGUGAAGUGCUCGGCACCCCCUCGACUUGCCCUCAAACCUACCUCCCGUUAA